AUGUCGCCAACUCCCUUCCUCCGCCUCCUCCGCCUCUCAAACAUAACACGCACACGCGCCUCCCUCCCCCGCACACUCCUCUCUCAUCACACCCCCAAUACCACCCGCCCCUUCACCAACACGCCCACAUCUCUACUCCCCCGCAAAGACUCCCAACACAAAGACAGCAUCGACACGACGGCAACCGAAUACUCCAAAUCCGGGAGUGACGAUGCGGCCGCGCGCGAAGAAUCCGCCGCAUUCGAUCCGUCGAUUACUUCUCCUGAGUCUGAGAAAUCUGAAGCGGGGAAAGGGGGGGGUGGCAACCCGUUGGAUGUGAGUCCGGCGAAUCAGGAGGUGAGUAAGCCGAGGGGGGAACAGGAGGGAGGGGCGGAGAGGAGUCCCGGGGAUAAGAAUGUGAGUGGGAGGAAGGGGAGUGGGUUUGGGGGGAAGUAG
Botrytis byssoidea is the source of this 435-nucleotide messenger RNA. RefSeq lists its product as uncharacterized. NCBI's taxonomy places the organism in Eukaryota, Fungi, Ascomycota, Leotiomycetes, Helotiales, Sclerotiniaceae. The record is from RefSeq and is a predicted model, not a curated record. The coding region runs from base 1 to 435 and encodes 144 amino acids. The transcript has a single exon.